AUGAAAUUAACAUUUCUUGUGCUGUGUGUAGCCCUUUUGGGUUCUAAUGCCGUGGUCAAUGGCUUCUUCUUUGGUGGCAAAGGUGGUGCCAAUGGUGGCGGCGGUUUUGCUGCCAAACUUUGUGCCAUGGGUAAGACCCAAUUCUGUACCACCGCACCAACUGUUGCCCCUACCACCACUACAACGACAACAGCACCCACUGCACCGACCACGCCAACAACUCCAACCACCACAGGCACUGGUACAGGUACAGCACCAACUAAUACGGCUACUACAACAUCAACUGGUGCUGGAACUUCACCCACUGGUACAGGUACUGCACCUACUGGCAGUGGUACUUCACCCACUGGAAGCGGUGGUGCUACACCAACCGCAACAGCCACGGCGACAGCUACUGCCACUGCUCCAGCCCCAACAGCUCCAGCACCAACCUCACCACCGGCCGCAACAGCACCAGCACCCACAGCUUCGGCACCAGCACCCACAGCUACAGCGCCAUCGCCAGCACCAACAGCUACAGCACCAGCACCAGCCCCAACAGGUACAGCCCCAGCACCAACAGCCCCAUCACCAACUCCCCGUGCCUUGGCUCUGGAUGAAAUUGAGGAGAAUGAAAUUGAAGCCGCCUCCCUUGAUGAGGAUGAGAAUGCUCUGGUCGAUGAUGAAGAUGAUGAGGGAGAACGUGCUCGCCGCCGUCGUCGUAUGCGUCGUACUCGCCGUCGCCAAAGACGUAAUCGUCGUAACCGUCGCAAGAAGGCAGCUCAUCGUAACCGCAAAAUCCGCCGCAAUCGCAGGCUACGCCGCCAACGUAAAAAUCGUGCUGUGAGACGUCGUCGCAUUACCCGUCGCCGCAGGAAGAACAGGAGUGGUUAA
Molecule: messenger RNA, 873 nt
Organism: Musca vetustissima
Lineage: Eukaryota; Metazoa; Arthropoda; Insecta; Diptera; Muscidae
Product: mucin-2-like
Exons: 1
Coding region: 1-873 (290 amino acids)
Source: RefSeq, a predicted model, not a curated record